Molecule: messenger RNA, 1732 nt
Organism: Habropoda laboriosa
Lineage: Eukaryota; Metazoa; Arthropoda; Insecta; Hymenoptera; Apidae
Gene: apd-3
Product: glycine-rich cell wall structural protein-like
Exons: 4
Coding region: 27-917 (296 amino acids)
Source: RefSeq, a predicted model, not a curated record
ACCAGCCCACCAUACACAUACCAAACAUGAAGGCCUUUAUUGUGUUCGCCUGUCUGGCAGUGGCGACGGCCCGCGCAGGAAUCGCGCACGGACCUGGCAUUGCUCUUGCCGGAGGUCAUGGUCUUGGAGGCGGCAUUGGUCUUGGAGGACUUGGUCUUGGAGGUGGUAUUGGUGUUAGAGGUAUUGGACUUGGAGGCAUUGGAGGCAUAGGAGGAAUAGGAGGAGGAGGUGCUGGUCUCUCUGGUGGACUUGCUGCGGGUGCUGGAACUGCGGCAUCCCUUCAAGGAGGAUCUUCCAGCUUGGGAUCCGGUGGUCUUGGUGCCAGUUACGCUGCUGGAUCUGCGGCGGCAGCUGGAUCUGCUGGUGUUCAACAAAUUGUCUCCGGUGGAGUGAUCGGAGGCAGGGCUGACGUUGGACCCGCUGAAGGACCCAAGGCUAACGUUGGACCUCAAACCGGUCCAUCUGAUCUCGUUGGACCACAAGAAGGAGCCAAGAGCGUUGGUGGACCACGUACCGGACCAUCUAGUCUCGUAGGACCUGCCGCUGGUCCAUCCACCCUUGUUGGAGCCAGCCAAGGUACCGCCACCCUUGUAGGACCAUCCCAAGCAACGGCUAACCUCGUUGGACCAUCUUACGGUGGUGUUGCCUUCUACGCUGGAAGUGGUAACGUCAACGGUGACGACGGAUCCUCUGGAUCUGCUGCUAAUGCUGCGCCAGGAGGAGGUGCUGAUGUCGCGCGUCUUUCUUUGGGUGGUGCUGGUGCCGUCGCUGUUGUUGGUGGAGGUGGUCUCGGAAUUGCUGGUGGUCUCGGCGGACACGACGGUGGUGUAGCUGUGAUCAACGGACCGUCUGGCGCCAUCCACUCCGGACUCGGCUCCCACGGAGCUAUCAUUUCCGGGGGACUCGGCAAGUACUAGACGUUCUAAGGCCCCAGCGAUCUCGGCUCGGCGACGGCGGCGAACCCACCACAGUCACUUACCGGUCUCAAACGAUCCUCAAACGCGCUCAACGUCUUCUUCCCAAAGCUUCGUUCAACCUAGGAGCAUGGUUCUAGCGCCGGCGGCGUUAGUGGUGUAGUCAGUAUAUAGUCGGAGCAUUUUAAUUACAAGUCCAGUCGGUAUAUAUCGAGAAACGAGGUGGAGUAGAGCGCGAAUCUCGCGACAGCCCAGACGAUUGCUCGUGCUGCCUGCCAAUUCGACCAUACUCGCACGGGUUUAGAUCUCGGCCAAGUGUACACCGUGGAACCGGCCAUUCGUGAUCCGUGGUUCACGACUCUGGCUCAACCCUCUGCUGACGACGCGACUCGGUCCUGAAUCGUUCAGACAAGGCACGGGUAAAAUUUAGUCAAUUUCUUUCUUUCAUCAACUUAUGCAACGCGCGGCAGAGGACAGCCGGAUCGGAAUCGCGAUUGCCAGCCAUGGUUGCAAUAGCACACACACACACACAGACGCGCGACAUCCGACAUCUUGCUUGCGAUCCACACAUGAUGAACCUGUGUCGAGCGAUAGGCAACGCCUCCGAUCAACGUUCGAGCUAUCGUUCACGAUCCAGAUCGCGGUUCGACAACCACCCCAAACACUCCUCACCAACGAACCACCAAGUCAACGUAGUGUAAACACGGUUGACUACCGGUUGCUCACGCCAUGGACCCAGCAUGUGGACGAGCUUUGGCGCUUCGUCGCUAGACCAACUGGGUCUGUUCUGUUUUCUGAACACCCACCGUUGCUCCAGC